Molecule: messenger RNA, 1670 nt
Organism: Cuscuta campestris
Lineage: Eukaryota; Viridiplantae; Streptophyta; Magnoliopsida; Solanales; Convolvulaceae
Source: the annotation of a GenBank genome assembly
ACCCAUCACACUUCUCUAAUCAUUGGAUUAGCGUAAGAUUUUGGUUCAACAAUUUUCAAUCAAAAUGAAGCAAGGUGUUGAUCUGGUCUUCAUUCCCGCCCCUGGAAUGGGCCACCUUGUCUCCGCCGUCGAAAUGGCUAAGCUCUUCUUACAGAAAAGCCGCCGUGAUGACCUCUCCGUCUCCGUCUUGAUCAUGAGAUCCCCCUCCGACUCCAAGGUCAGCUCUUACGUCGAUUCUCUUCCCGCCGACGGCCCCUCUUCCGGAUUGAAAUUCGUGCCGCUCUCUGCUCCGGCGAUGAAUGGGCAGGUUCACCGGAGCACCCUGUUCCGUUCCUUAAUCGAGUCUCACAAGCAGAGCGUGAGAGAUUGGGUUCGCGAAUUCCGGGCGAAUAAUUCCGGCACCUCCAGGCUCGCCGGCGUCGUUGUUGACAUGUUCUGUGUUUCCAUGAUGGACGUCGCCGACGAGUUCGGGAUCCCCGCUUACGUGUACUUCACCUCCGGCGCCGCCGUCCUCGGCCUCCAACUCCAUCUCCAGAGCCUCAGAGACAACUGCGGCAUAGACGUCACGGGCUUCAAAGAUUCCGAUCCAGACCUGAAAGUGCCGACUUAUUCUAAAAAUUUUCCGGUCAGGCUUCUGCCCGGACAUAUAUUGGACAAGGCCGGCGGGGGGUCCGACAUGAUUUUGGAUAUUGGGAAACAAAUCCGAGCGGCGAAGGGCAUAAUCGUCAACACAUUCUUCGAGCUUGAGGAACACGCGCUUGGGUCGUUGUCCAAAAAGGAAGCGGAGCUCCCACCCCUGUACCCGGUGGGACCCGUUCUGAACCUGCAAAGCGAUAAGAUCGGAGAAUCGGAAGAGAUAUUGAAAUGGCUCGACAACCAACCGGAAUCCUCCGUCGUCUUCCUCUGCUUCGGAAGCGGCGGAAGUUUCCCGGAGCCGCAGGUGAAGGAGAUCGCUCGCGCGCUCGAGCGCAGCGGCCACCGGUUCUUGUGGGCCUUGAGGCGUCCCCCGGCCAAAGGAUCUUUCUACCCUGGAGAGUACAGCAGCCCGGAAGAGGUCCUGCCGGAAGGGUUCACGGAGAGGACAAAAUCGACCGGGAAAGUGAUCGGAUGGGCGCCUCAGGCCGCCGUGCUGGCCCACCCCGCCGUGGGGGGAUUUGUGUCACACUGCGGCUGGAAUUCAACCCUGGAGAGCGUCUGGUUCGGGGUUCCAAUGGCGACAUGGCCGAUUUACGCGGAGCAGCAGGCGAACGCAUUCCAAACUGUGACGGAGAUGGGAACGGGAGUGGAGCUUAAGAUGGACUACAGGAAAUCAAUCAUGGCGGAUCCCGACCAGUUCCCGGAAACGGUGGAUGCGCACACGAUAGAAGCAGGGAUCAGGAAGCUUAUGGACGACGGCCCUGCAGCGGCGGCGAUAAGGAAGAAGGCUGGAGAAAUGAAAGAGAAGAGCAGAAAGGCAUUAGAGGAAGGCGGGUCAUCCUUUAAAUUUCUCCAAGCUUUCUUUGAUCAAGUCUUUUAAGUUUUAACAACUGAAAUGAAGCAGUUGUAACGAACUGCUAAGUCCGCCGUUGCCGUCUUUCUAUUACUAACCGCACGUUUGUCGUUUCCGCAUCAGUCAAUUUUACUUGUGGACAAGUGAUUUGUGAUUGGAAUAAUAAAUACUUUCUCUUUUU